Molecule: messenger RNA, 1278 nt
Organism: Acanthamoeba castellanii str. Neff
Lineage: Eukaryota; Discosea; Longamoebia; Acanthamoebidae
Exons: 3
Coding region: 1-1278 (425 amino acids)
Source: RefSeq, a predicted model, not a curated record
AUGCUGGUGGUGCUGGUACUGCUGGUGCUGCCUCUGCUGGCGGAGGGGGCCACGCAACCGGGGGCGGUGGAGAGGCUGUCCUCACGAGAGGUGCUGGCGAGGGCUCGCGAACGGAUGGCAGGGGCCGAACUGGGGUCCCUCAUGACCAAGACCACCGCCAGGAAGGGACCCGCCAAGCCCACCACCACCGCGGUCCAGUCUCGUGAAGACGACGACGACGACGACGACGGAGGGGCGGAGGCAAAGGAGGAGGUGGUGCCGGAGGUGGACAUGAACGCCAACACGGCCAAGGUCAUGUUCGAGACCAUCCGCCGCAUGAACCCCGGCCUGGCUCCCCUGCGCGAACAGCUCCCCGGGCAGCAGCAGCCCCAGCAGCAGCACCAACACAAGAACUCGCUGGGCAGCAAGGUGAAGGCGGCGCUGGGCGGCACGUCGGUUACCCGACGGGUGAACAAGAAGCCGCUGCCGGCCCUCGGGCGUCACGCCUACUCCUCCUCGUCGUCCGACCACCUGCGCAAGCUCCUGGGCGACAACGACCCCCAGCAGCAGCAGCCGCCGCAGCAGGUGGCCCCCACCACCCUCACAGUUGACCCAGGCGUGCCAGCCGAGCCAACGGUACAGGAGGCGGACACGUCCGUGAAGGAGCAGGAGCUGCAGCAGGCUCAAGCGGCUGGGGCGCGAGAGAACUCUGCCCUCCAUGCGCUCCUGCAGGAGAUCGAGUUGAACGAGGAGCACCGCCACACCAACUCAGAAGAAGAACAGCAGCCUCGGUUCACAGAAGGCACGCAAUCGCACCCUCUUCACCUCCCUCUUCACCUGCUCCCGUUGGAAUGGCUGACAGAGAUGGAGAUCUGCACCUCUCCAGUGUUCGGCGAACCCUCCGGCGAAGAAGAAGAAGAGGCCGGUAGGCGUGGUGAUGAUGGUGAACCGAAGGGGAUCCACAACGAAGAGCUCACGUUGUCCGCCCCGCCGUCAGCGCAGCGCUCGGCUGCCGAGCGGGCCGAGGAGGCGGCCCUUCUGGAGCGCCUCAUGGAGGCCUACGCCGCCUACGCCGCCCUACGCAAAGAACCACCUCCAUUUGCCUUCGGUGUGCCCACAGACCUGGGCCAGAUGCCGACCAACCCCGACCGGCUAAGGGUCCCAGCGGAAGAAAGGGAUCCGCGGCAGCUUCAACGUGGCGGAGUCCCAACGCACGACCACUCCUCGUCCUCCUCGUCCCAGCACUUGGCCGUACUCCCCGCAGCGGCAGAGUUGAGCCCCGAACCGCUCCUUACGUAG